Messenger RNA from Acomys russatus (golden spiny mouse), 1192 nucleotides. RefSeq names its product cytosolic iron-sulfur assembly component 1 (gene Ciao1). The transcript is spliced from 7 exons. Gene Ontology annotation, molecular function: protein binding. The record is from RefSeq and is a predicted model, not a curated record. Gene Ontology annotation, biological process: iron-sulfur cluster assembly. The coding region runs from base 162 to 1184 and encodes 340 amino acids. NCBI's taxonomy places the organism in Eukaryota, Metazoa, Chordata, Mammalia, Rodentia, Muridae. Gene Ontology annotation, cellular component: cytosolic [4Fe-4S] assembly targeting complex.
AGUCCCAGAAGGCCGUGCGGCCUCAACAGAGGGCGCUUCAGUUCCCAAAGCUACCCCUUCGGCCGAAGCUGCAUCUGGUGGUCGCGGGGUCCUUUAGUGGCCACCGCGUACCGCGCGUUGCUUCUCUCGGCGUCUUCCUUCCUCACCCUGAGGCCGCCGCCAUGAAGGAUUCGCUGGUGCUGCAGAGCCGUGUCUCGGCGCACCCGGACUCCCGCUGCUGGUUCCUGGCCUGGAACCCCACGGGGACCCUGUUGGCCUCGUGCGGCGGCGACCGUAAAAUCCGCAUCUGGGGCUCCGAGGGUGACAGCUGGAUUUGCAAGUCUGUCCUUUCUGAAGGCCAUCAGCGCACCGUUAGGAAAGUGGCCUGGUCACCCUGUGGAAAUUACCUGGCCUCUGCCAGCUUUGAUGCUACCACUUGCAUUUGGAAGAAGAACCAGGAUGAUUUUGAGUGUGUAACCACUCUUGAGGGCCAUGAAAAUGAGGUCAAAUCAGUGGCUUGGGCCCCAUCUGGCAACCUCUUGGCUACCUGCAGCAGAGAUAAGAGUGUGUGGGUCUGGGAAGUUGACGAAGAGGAUGAGUAUGAAUGUGUCAGUGUCCUCAACUCUCAUACACAGGAUGUUAAGCAUGUGGUUUGGCACCCGACCCAAGAGCUUUUGGCUUCUGCCAGCUAUGAUGACACAGUGAGGCUGUACCAGGAAGAAGGGGAUGACUGGGUCUGCUGUGCUACCCUGGAAGGUCAUGAGUCCACUGUAUGGAGCUUGGCCUUUGAUCCCAGUGGCCAGCGUCUGGCAUCUUGUAGUGAUGACCGUACUGUGCGCAUCUGGCGCCAGUAUCUACCAGGCAAUGAACAAGGGGUGGCAUGCAGUGGCUCUGACCCCAGCUGGAAAUGUGUCUGCACUUUGUCAGGCUUCCACACCAGGACCAUUUACGACGUUGCUUGGUGUCAGCUGACAGGGGCCCUGGCUACAGCUUGUGGAGAUGAUGCCAUCCGAGUGUUUGAGGAGGAUCCAGGCUCAGAUCCACAGCAGCCCACCUUCUCUCUGACAGCCCAUCUGCGUCAGGCCCAUACCCAGGAUGUCAACUGUGUAGCUUGGAAUCCCAAGGAGCCAGGGCUCCUGGCCUCUUGCAGUGAUGAUGGAGAGGUGGCCUUCUGGGAGUAUCAUCACCAGCCUGCAGGCCUCUGAGCUAUAGC